AGGGCGCGGGGGGCGGGGAGGGGGCCCCGGCGGAUAAAGAUGGCAAUGUCUCUCAUCCAAGCGUGCCGCAGUCUGGCUCUCUCAACAUGGCUGCUUUCCUUUUGUUUCGUGCAUCUGCUCUGCCUGGACUUCACCGUGGCCGAGAAGGAGGAAUGGUAUACCGCCUUCGUGAACAUCACCUACGCCGAGCCCGCGCCGGACCCCGGGGCCGGGGCUGCGGGCGGCGGCGGCGGCGGCGCCGAGCUGCACACGGAGAAGACAGAGUGCGGGCGCUACGGGGAGCACUCGCCCAAGCAGGACGCCCGCGGGGAGGUGGUCAUGGCCAGCUCGGCCCACGAUCGCCUGGCUUGCGACCCCAACACCAAGUUCGCCGCGCCGACCCACGGCAAGAACUGGAUAGCCCUCAUCCCCAAGGGCAACUGCACGUACAGGGAUAAGAUCCGGAACGCGUUCCUGCAGAACGCCUCCGCUGUGGUUAUCUUCAACGCGGGCUCCAACACCAACGAGACCAUCACCAUGCCCCACGCAGGUGUCGAAGACAUCGUGGCCAUUAUGAUUCCUGAGCCAAAGGGGAAGGAGAUCGUGAGCCUGCUGGAAAGGAACGUCACCGUGACCAUGUACAUCACCAUUGGGACCCGGAACUUGCAGAAAUAUGUGAGCCGCACUUCGGUUGUGUUCGUCUCCAUCUCCUUCAUUGUCCUGAUGAUCAUUUCCCUCGCAUGGCUGGUCUUUUAUUAUAUCCAGAGGUUUCGAUAUGCAAAUGCCAGGGACAGGAACCAGCGCCGGCUGGGAGAUGCAGCAAAGAAAGCCAUCAGCAAGCUCCAGGUCAGGACCAUCAAGAAGGGUGACAAGGAAACAGAGCCGGAUUUUGACAACUGUGCAGUUUGUAUUGAAGGAUACAAGCCCAACGACGUGGUCAGGAUCCUGCCCUGCCGGCAUCUUUUCCACAAGUCCUGUGUUGACCCCUGGCUUCUAGACCAUCGCACCUGCCCCAUGUGCAAGAUGAACAUUCUUAAAGCCCUAGGGAUCCCGCCCAAUGCUGACUGCAUGGACGACCUACCCACUGACUUCGAGGGCUCUCUGGGAGGUCCACCAACCAACCAGAUCACAGGCGCAAGCGACACAACAGUGAACGAAAGUUCAGUCACCUUAGACCCUGCUGUCCGGACGGUGGGAGCCCUGCAGGUGGUCCAGGAUGCAGACCCCACGCCCCAGGAGGGAGAAGCCAUCUUCACCACCAACAGUGAGCAGGAGCCGGCUGGAAGCAGCGACUCAGACAUCUCCUUGAUUAUGGCAAUGGAGGUGGGACUGUCUGAUGUAGAACUUUCCACCGACCAAGACUGCGAAGAGGUGAAAUCUUGAAAUGGCGAACAUAGAAAAGAGGAGGUAGUAGGACCUAAGGGGAUGAGUGCUCCGAUAUGUGGACCGGGCACACACCUUCAGACACUCGGCAACCCCAGGACGCUCUGCUCCGUCCAAGAAUGAUAAUGAAAGCAAUACCCAAAGUCUCCUUAAUCAGGAUGCUGUUGCAUCUCCAGGACAGUCUUUGUCCUUGAUUGACAGUGUGGAAGUUGAAGGCUGAUUCUUCCCUCCCGUGUCCUUGUAGGCGUACACUUCAAAAGCUCCUAAAGUAGAGAACGAAAGGAAACCUUUAGGGUUUCUUAGUUUUAAUUCAAUUUUUCCAAGUCUUAUUGUCCUUGUUUUUCAAAGAUUGAUUUCUUUGGUGAUUUCUUUGUAAAGACUGUGUGUAGUUUACAUCUACUCGGUGUUUUGUUUUGUUUGUUUGUUUGUUUCCUUUGAUUCACUCCAGCUCUCAUGAAGAGUCCGGCUUGGAAGCACCAGUUCCUGUUAGGACUGGUUGAUAUUACAUCCCUGAGACUUCUGGUCUCGACCUCUCAGCAUGAACUGUGCAUGGCUUUGAGAAGUGCCUCGGCACCCGAAAACAGCAGGAGGCCAGCUUUCUUAAGAAUCUAAAUUCUUUUAAGUGGGUCUUGAAAAUCCCAGCUGCCAGAGACUCCCAACACUAAGUUCUAACUCUGCUGAAGUCGCUGCUCUCUAUUUUAGGGAACAUCACAGUGGCCUCCACUUUCUGGGUUCUGCCAAGGGCCACAUGAGAAAGGGGCUCCAUGGAGGUACACCCAGGUGUUUAGGGUCUUUGGCUAAAAUUCUGAAAUCAGAAGUCCCCUCCAAGGUAUAAAUGCCAAUCUUUGGCGGCUGCUUAUGAGACUGCAGACCUAAAUUGAAAACCCAAGAUCACGCAUUCUUUCCAUUGAAACCAAAAUACCCAUUGUGCUGAUUUCCCCAAGGUUAGAGCAAGUAGUCAGCUCCUUAGGUGGGUUCUGCAGGGGAUGGAAGCUUUAGAAAAAACUCAAUCCUCUUUAAGCCCAGUGGUAAAUACAGUGGGGGGCUGCAGUAGACUGUACCUUACUGCCUAUACCCUUCUGUUAACCUCACCAGACCAUGUGCAAGGAUUGAGGUGAAUCCUCAGUAGAUAACCUUCCCAGGGGUCCCCUGAGAGUGUGCAGAUACCAAGUAAGGAAUGAGGUGUCACUUGAUAAAUCAUUUGAACCAAAAAAGUACUGCAUAGGAAUUUGCUAAAUCAAGCUAAUCCUGAUUAAGAAAGACAAAUAAAAGGGAGAAAAGAAAGGGGUAUCCAAUGAGUUCUAAAAUCCACCUGUGUUUUUAAAAUGUUUGCUUCUUUUUUUUUUUUUUGUAACUAUGAUGGAAAUGUGCUAUUUUUCCAGUGGGUAAUUUUGUAACGUAUUCAGACUAUCCAUAAUGCAGAGAUGACAGGCAGUGACCUGUGUCCCCAGACAAUCAGAUGGGCCACCUUAUCAUCUCUAAGCAACUGACAAUGUCCAUGCUGCUGCUUAGACUAGCUACAAAGGAGAGCUUUUUCUCACUGAGCUGUAUUUUCAUAUUUGAUGAGAGCUUUUACACCUCAUUGUGCUACCACUCACUGAAACACAGAGCGUGGUCCUGCUGUCCACCCUCGCGUCGGCUUCAGUGUGGAGUGCAGGUGGAGGAAUACCUGCUCUCCUUUUUCCACCACCUUUAAUGAUUUUCCAUCUGGUGGUUUCUAAGUAGGCAGCAAGCAGGGAAAAUGAUGCCCCCCUUCAGGCAGGCAUAUGUCCCUAUAUUUUAUUUAACCCAACACUUCCUGUUAUAAAAGCCAGCCUCUAGGGGUAGGGAAAACAGGCAGGAAGAAAUGAGGAGAGCGCCAACUCAGGGGACAGGAGUCCUUGACCAGCUACCCCCUUGUGAGGCCCUGGCUACUCCACCUGUUGAGUGAAGAGUGUUGCAGGAUAAUUCCCAAAGCUCCUUCUAGCUUUCGGAUCCCAUUGAGCACUUGGCCAGUGGGAUCCAUUUUUUGCAGGUAGCCAUGUCUUUUAGCAAGCAGGCUUUAUAGCUAGGGAAGACAUAGUGACUUGUCACAUGUAAUAACAGUCUCUGAGAUUGGGUACUCCUGUGUGGCUGAGAAAAAGAUAUAAAUGAUAUGAGUUUUAAAACCAAGUAGAAGUUGGUUUGUUCUGCCUCGUUCCGGAACUAUUGUUAGUCACAUAGUUCUCAAUCUCUGGAUACCUUUGAAGCCUCAUUCUCCCUGUGGAAUUCCUAAUCUCAGUGAUGUUUAUUUUUCCUUUUCGACCUACAUCACCUGUUCUUCUUUCAGUAAGCUGUGCCCACAAAACUUUUGUAUUAACUUAAAUAUAGAGGAAUUAGGGUAGGUCAACAACGAUAGGAAUAUUACUGUAUUCUAUACCCAGAGAGAAAAUGCCCUUGGCCUGUAUAGAGCUCUGAUAAGUAUUUUAUCUUCUUACCAAUGAUCAGGUAAAUCAAAAUUUGGUUGCAUAUGCAAUUCUUGGCUACAGCCACCCCUACAGAAUACUGAGUGGAUGAUAUGGGAACCCAGAAGCCCAUCCAAGGCCUGUAGGUCCAACCUCUAAGAGAUUCUGCUGCAAACACCCCAAGCCUGUGAGAUUUUUCCAAUUACCAGAAGGUUUUGAAGGGCUUUCCCUGUGGCCUUGGUAAUUUAAAAACAAAAAAUUUUAACCACAAAAUUUGUCUUUCAAAAGAAAUGACAAAAAUCCUUCCUGGUAGCUUUCUUUACUUUCUCCCCCAAAUAAGAGAUUGACCUGGGGACCCAGUGGUCCUCACAUGAGGGUCAACAGGGUACAUGACACGUAAUGCAAUCUAUAUGUAUAUUUGCAGAUGUGCAUUUUUCUGUAGAGAAGGUAUAGACCAAUAUUAUCCAGUAGAAAUAUGAUGAAAGUCUAUGACUUUAAAUUUUCUACCAGCCACAUUUCAAGAAGUAAAACAAAACAGGUAAAGUCAUUUUUAUAAUAUGUUUUAUUUGACUCAGUAUUUUUGUUUACAUGUAAUUGGUGUAAAAAACAUCAAGGAACUAUGUCCCAUUCUUUUUUUGUACUGAGUCUUCUAAAUCCAUUGUGUCUUUUGCUCUCACUGAACAUCUCAAUUUGGACUAGACAAAUGUCAAGCACUAAUGGCCACUUGUCUAGUGGUGACCGAUUAGGCAGCAUAAGUCUAGAGCUCCUCCAGUAUUCCUCCCUUAAAGAAGAGUAAAGUAAAAACCUUAAUUACCUCCAGGGAGAACCACAUACCACCCAGUUGCCUAAUGAGAGGCCCAGAGAUCCACAGAUUUUGUAAUGAAUAAAGAUUCAGCAGCCCUUUUUGAAAUUUCUACUUGAAUUUCUAUCAACUAUAUCUGUUAUCAUUGACUGUCACUUCUCUGACCAGUUUUGUUUGUUUUUUUUUUAAGUCACACAAACCAUGUGGAUUUGGUGCUGAAAGAAAUGUUAUCCCUCACUUCUGUGACAAACCCUUAGGCUAAAAGGUGGUACUUAGGAGCCAAAGAGAAUUUCAGACUGAAAUCAUCCAACUGUUCCUCAUCCUCUAGUUCUUCUUCGUGGUUGACAGAAGGUCUGUACCCUCACCCUAAAGCUCCAGCUAGUAUUCAUGUAUUUGGGAGGAAAGAGUGAAAAAUUACAUAGUAACUCUACAUAUAAGACUUUGUGUGGCCUUACUGAGAAAGAAUCUUUGGGUCUUGUGACAUUAGCCUCUGCUUGGUGGCUUGUGACCACCUCCGGCAGCCAGUUUUCCUCUCACCAUCAGCAUUCCCCAUAACCCCAAGGCUGUGGGGAAGAAAACCUUGGCAUUUGCUGAGAAUAAUUUAGAGUCGCCUUUAGGAAUUGCUGCUUCUUGUGUGGCUAGUCCUUUUAGAAGAGCUGAGCCCUGAUCAUAAAUAUGGCAUUUGAGUAUUGAUUGUUCACUAAGGUUUGAUCAGCCUUGGAAGGUCAGCUGUAGUCACCCAGCCAAGGGGACAGGUAGAAAGUCUGGAGAAGGUAGAAAGAUAAAAGCAGCAAAGACUCUGAGCUGAUUUGAUAUCACAUGGCAGGGGAGUCCUUGUGACUGUGACUGUGUUUCAUAAGAGGUUUUCAUGCUGUUUUCUUUUGCUGUUAGCACUUCCUCAUCCCAGUGGAACACGUGGGUGGGUGCUCACGGGUCUGGGUGUGAUCAUCUCCAAAGUCACAGUGCCCAGUGGCCAUCUCAAUUUCUUCCCUGACAUCCCUGUGGCUACCAUACUUUCAGGACCAAACAUGAUGACAGAUACUCUAACAUAGGAUUCUUUCUCAUUUCUGACUUUUGUUUGGGCAGAAGCAUUUUUACAGAGCAUAGGAAGUAAAUGGCAUGUGGUUGUCCAUUGAAUGCAUCACCUUGACUGAAUGCAGAGAAAUCUCACAGAAUCAAAACACUUUCAGAAAAUCUGGGGUAUGGAGUCCCUCCCAUGUGCAGCAAGCACCCACCCCUCUGUGGUACUUGGGCCACUAAGGCUAUGUCCAGGAGCAUUUUUCUAUUCUCUUACUUGUACUUCUUUAUCUUUCCUUCUCUGUGUGUAUGUGUUUGUACAAUAAAACACACACAGGGUGUCUGUCUGUCUGUCUUUUCCCAUAUUCCCUUUCCUCCUCCUUUCUUUUUUCCCAUGUUCCAUUUUUUCUUAUUUUCUUCUCUUGCAAGAAAAAAAAAAAAAACAAUCCAUGGCCACAGAGUUGCUCUUGUAUUGUGAUUACUUGUUACUCGUGCUGGAGUUUUUCUUCUUUUUAUUGUGUGCUCAUACCCGUGAUUCUUACUUCUGAUAGGAAAGCCAGGUCACUUUAGAGGCAAAUUAAGUUCCUCCUGAAACCAGGGAGCCUCACCUUCAUUUCUCAUAUCAAUUUUGUCUCAAGCGCCAACCCUUACCUUUUUUUUCUUUUUUCAUAUUUUCUUGUCAGAAAAGUUUCCUAGGAAAUGAUGGAAAAUUCCAGAAUGCUGUCUACAUCUGUGAUCUUCCACCACUAGACUUUUUGACCUUCCUAGUUCACCAUGUGCCCCUAGAGUCAGGAUUGUUGUACUGUAUCUGAGACCCACUCAUGCUUUUUAAAUUGAAGCACAACAGCUGCUCUUUAUAAGUGAUCAGAGGGCCACUUAAAACUCACAAAGAGGCCCAAAGAGACUAUCCUCAAAAAGUGGGGUCUCUCUGGUUCCUUGUGCAGUGUCCAGUGUCUCAGAAGCCCCUGUCCAUGCUGUUCCAUGUCCAGGACUGAUGAGCACAGCUAAUGAUGAAGCUCCAAUGGGACCAGACCCGUCCGUACCCUGCAGGGAGGUAGGAGCAGAGACUGCCAAGAGCUGGUCAAAGCAGGGCUGGAAGCUUCUGCGAUGAGAAAUGCCCAUCACCUGCACUAAGAGCUGGUCUGAGCUUUAUGGGGGGGGGGGGGCUUAAGGAAUUAAAUAUUCAUGAGCUGAAACCCUCAUAAUUGUGAAAAUUAAGACAGCCUGAAAAAUAAGUGAAUUCUGAGAAGUAGGUAUGAGGGUCUCCUGAGAUCUCAUUACCAUUUACCCCUCUCCUUUCCCUGCUUUCCUCCCACCUCACAACCCCAGACCCUUCGUCAUGGGAAUGGUAGUGUGGAGAGAUCCUUAGCCAGUCGUCCCUUUUGAGCCUUUUAAUGGCACUGAGUUACCAUCCCAGAACUAAAGUGAGUCCAGAUCCUGGUUGUGCACCCUUUAAUUGCAAAACCUGCUUGUUCUACAAGACCCUGAAGAGGUCAGUUACAUCUCCUUCCCUGCCUCCUGUGCUUCUUAAUCAAGUGGCUUUUCCAGGAGCCCCUGUCAUCAGAGCUGGUCUAAUCCUGUGCUACUAUUGAUGUUUGCACUUACUCCAGGGCUGUUGGCUCUGAACACCUGAUACGUAUUCACUGAUGAUAACGAUAAGGCAAGAGAAUGCAUCUCUUCAGAGGCUGCAUUCUGAACACAGGAAGAGAGAAAAUCCAUGGUGUAGGGCACUCCACCGCCUGAGUGACCCAGCCAUUCUGGGCAGAAUGCCUGUGGGCUUGUCCUUCAUACUCAAGGGAGGGACUUGGGGACACAGAGAAAUGUGAGGACCAUGUGUGCUAUAUAAACCAAAGACUGAUCGCCAUCCAAAUAGACACAUGUUUCUUCCAUUGACUAAAUUUUCUCCUAAUGUUCUCACAAAUAAAAGGGAGGGGGUGUUCAUUGUUAAAUGAAACUUUAGGGGAUUUCUCUUGCAGGCUGUUGACUGACCUUCCUAAAUCUAGAAAUCUAAAAUAAAUGACUUGUGGCCUGAGUACCACACCAUCUGGAAAAUCUAAUGUCUAGGCCCCUUUUUCUGCAAAACUUUCAGAUAAAUCUAGCGCUUUAUUGAACUCAGAAUAUUGUUCUCUUUGAGAAUGUGAAGAUUUUAAAUAGCCAAAGAAUUUUCAUGUAUAAGAGCUAGCCUGUGGCAGUAUAUCCUGCUCUUUGAAGACAAUAACAAACUGUUGCCCGUUCUGAUCGUCAGCAGAGCAGCUAAGGAAGACGCGUGGACUUAGCAGUCUGAAUUAGUGCUGGCCUCAGAGGUACCUACUGUUCUGUAGGAUGAUAUUGCAAGGGGUAGGGUGCCCUCUGCUGGAACAAUACUGCUACUCUUUCAGCAAAUUAAUUUGGCUUGGGUCACCAUUCCUCCCACAAUUUGUUAUUUGCCUUCCAUCACAGUUUUCUUCCUCAUUAGUUGAACAUUCAGUCUACGUUUAUCAAAAGAGGAAAGAAUGUCACAAACUCUGAAAAGUUAAAAGUUUGAGACCUCGUGGAAGAUCUUCAGCCCUUUCUCCUGCAAAAUGUCGACGUGGACUCUUGCUCUGUUUGCAGAGAAGACGCCUCUAGUUAGAACAUGUGUCCGGAGCUCUGAGCAGAGGUCUGCCUGACCCGUAACUUACCAGCUCGCUUCUCGUGAAAUCGCGAAGGAAGAUCCAUAAAAGACCUUCUUUCCUGUGAAUGCAAGCGGUGUGAAAUGCUGAUGUGUUUGGUACAUGUACAUACUAUAUUUACUUCCUGCUUUCACAUUAGUAAUCUGAAAUGGUUGUACCAGUUUAUAAUUAGAAAGAUUCUGGGGUGGGAGAGGGUGGGGAGGGGCUGUUAUUUUUAUAGUGGGAUGUCCCUUAUAUUUAGAAAACUUGAAGUCAUUUUGUAUUUGUGAAAAUUACAUUCCAGCCAUUUCCUGUGGGAAAACAAUUGAAAAGUACCAUUCUUUCAAAUGUUCAUGAGCUGGGGGAAGAUGAUUCUCCUGAGCAGUACAUGUGAGACACCCAGUUUUGUAGGCAGCACCCAGUUUUGUAGACAGCAGACCAGACCACAACCAGCAAUUGCCAGUUUAAAAAUGGGGGUGGUGGCAUUCCAACUCUUUUGAGCCCUUUGUAUAGCACAUCGUUAUUUUCCACUGGGAGAAAGAAGCUACAAAGAAUGAUUUUUACAAUUAUGAACUAAUCAGACAUGACAUCAUAAUCAAUCUCCAGCACCUCCCUAUUAGCAAGAGGGGAAUCCACUGGUUUUAUUUUUUCUUCUUAACACCAUUUGCUCUGUUUUAAAGUGAACCGUGUUGCAGUUUGCAUUUCACUAGGCUUCCAGAGGUCUUCAGUCCCAUCUCAUCUUUCCAUAGUCAGAUCAAGAUCUUCCUUGAUUUAGUUGCCAUCUGAAUCAAAAAUCACACACACAAAAACAAAAUACUCCCAGUGGCUUUUUCGUGGGGAGUUUUGAAUUUGGACUCUGGUGAACUCCUAAUUGAUGAAGUAAUGUGGUAGUGGAUUAUAUAGCCAUCUCACCCAAGCACUGUUUUCUGUACAUAGUCAUCUGCAUAUUCAGAGGGUGGUUAAGGCAGUACAGUUGUUCGUGUUUUAUGUAUAGAUCUCCUUUCCUCUUCCCCUUCACAGGCACCUGCCCUACUCUUUUCAAAGCACUUUAUCUCUUAAUAUACAAAGAAAUUUGGAAUUUUUUUUAAAAAAACCUGUCUUUGAAGGAAUUGGUCUUCUAUUAGAAGACAGAUUUUUAUUUUGCUUUAUUCUAUUCUCUGUGUGCUUGGAGAGCAUCAACAGUUUGUGUCAUGCUGGGCUAGUGAGGAGACAGUGAGGAUGAUAGUUGGUUGCAACCAUACCACAUGACUAUUUUGUUAUAUAGAAGACUACAAUGUAAAUAAGUACAAUCGUGUUCUUAUGUACUGGUUAAAAAAUAUAUAUUGCAACUAUCAAGGUUUUAACACAAGGGUUGUGAAUUGCAGGAAAUUUCACUGCAAAAUUUUGUUUGGUUUUGUUUUUUAAUAAAAUGGAACCAUA
This is a messenger RNA of Marmota monax (woodchuck), 9653 nucleotides long. RefSeq names its product ring finger protein 150 (gene Rnf150). NCBI's taxonomy places the organism in Eukaryota, Metazoa, Chordata, Mammalia, Rodentia, Sciuridae. The coding region runs from base 40 to 1362 and encodes 440 amino acids. The record is from RefSeq and is a predicted model, not a curated record. The transcript has 7 exons.